Talaromyces stipitatus ATCC 10500 is the source of this 672-nucleotide messenger RNA. RefSeq lists its product as uncharacterized. Lineage: Eukaryota; Fungi; Ascomycota; Eurotiomycetes; Eurotiales; Trichocomaceae. The record is from RefSeq and is a predicted model, not a curated record. The transcript has 2 exons. Bases 1 to 672 code for a protein of 223 amino acids.
AUGGACACCUCCUCCCAAACCGACAUCCCCCAACCGUCCAAAGAAACAGCCUACACCCAAUUUUCCAACCCCGUUACCCGUAACCCACAAGAACAACGCGGCCAACCCAGCGCACCCUCCAAACCCGACUCAGGAACCGGCUCCUCUGCGCGAGGUCAUGCAUAUGGCGAACCACCACAAAGCAUCCAUCGCAGGCCAGACUCAAACCCAUCAUCCGACGAAAAACUCGCCCAAUUGACCCAAAGACAUAACCAAGAAAUCGACUCGGAGGGUAGUAGAGGCCACAUCGAUCUUGAGUAUGGAGUAGAACAGCAACCUCGUGAAGGCGAUAUUGCGCAUGCGGUGGAAGAUAAUCAUUCAGAGACAGCGCCGCAUCAGCGCGUACAACCCGGUGUGCAUGCUGGGGCUGUGGGGACGAGUACACCUGGUUUUGAGCAGGAUACCGCGGCGCAGAUGGAUAGGAAAAGGGCUGAGCAUGAUCGGAUGCUCGGUCUUGGACGGGAUGGGGGUGCGAAGAGUCCGGCUUAUUAUGGGGAUGAUAAUAGGGAAGAUGAAGUUGGUGGUGGUACGGGGUCGGAGAGGAGGCAGGUGCGUGAGGAGAAGUUGAGGACAGAUCGGGAGAUGGAUGCUAAGGGGGCGGUUAAGGAGGCCACGGGACAUGCGGCUGUAUGA